AUGCCGAUGGACGAGGUACUAAUGGAUGAAUAUUCUAUUUGGGAAUGGAUCAUACAAAAUUGCAAAUGGCUCGGCUUUACACUCGGUGGCUGCUGCUUAACUCCAUAUGUCUUAUUUUCCAUUCCUCUUGUGAUCAUUCUGGCACUAAUUUCUCUUUAUGUUUCCAAUAGGGUUGUGGCACCGACAAUUAAUAAAGUUCAUAUCAAUCUUGCUCACGUUCGAAAUACGAAUAAUGGUAAUCAUGUUGAAUUAAUAAAACAACAACUAGGGAGUAUCUUAGAACAGAAAUGGUUUAGAAUUGUUGAUUUGUUGAAGCGCAUAGCAUAUUUAUUUAUCUUUCCAACCGAAACCAUUGCAAUAUUGAAGAUAAAAUUUGGUGGCUAUAUUAAAAAGAUGCCAGAAAUGCCUCUAGAUGAACUGGCACAUACACUUAACGAUCUUGAUUUUUGUUACGCAACAUUGAACAAAGUCAGUCGUUCAUUUGGAAUCGUUAUUCAACAGUUGCCUCAGCCAUUAAAAGAUUCCAUAUGUAUAUUUUAUCUUGUACUUCGUGGUCUUGAUAGUAUUGAAGACGAUAUGACCUAUCCUGAUGACAAAAAGAUUUUUUUAUUAUGCAAUUUUCACAACAAUUUGUUAAUUGAGAAUUGGUCAAUAAAAAACGUCGGUGAUACUGAAGACUAUCGAAUAUUAUUGGAGAAUUUUGGUAAAGUCAUUAAUGUAUUUAAAUCACUUGAUUCUGAAUCUCAGUCUAUUAUAUUGAAUAUUACUAGUCGAAUGGGAACUGGAAUGGCUGAAUAUGUCGGUAAGACAGGCUCAAUUGAAACUGUAGCCAGUUACAAUUUAUACUGUCACUACGUUGCCGGUCUUGUUGGUCAUGGGCUAGCCGUUCUUUUUUCUCAUAGUGGUUUGGAAGACCCCGGUUUACAUAUUCAUGAGCAUCUCAGUAACAGUGCGGGGCUAUUCCUGCAGAAAACUAAUAUAAUUCGUGAUUAUCUUGAAGAUCUCCAGGCUGGUAGAACAUGGUGGCCUAAAGAAAUAUGGUGCCGUUAUGCAAUUGAUCUUAGUGAAUUUGUUAACAAUCCUCAUGGAGAACGAAGUCUUGAAUGUUUAAAUCAUAUGGUGAUGGACGCACUUAAUCAUGUACCUGAUGUGAUAAACAACCUUGCUCGUGUGAAACAUCCCAAAAUAUUGGAAUCUUGCGCUAUUCCACAAGUCAUGGCUAUAGCUACUCUUGCUGAGCUAUAUAACAAUCCUUUAGUGUUUACAUCAGUUGUAAAAAUACGCAAAGGACUAGCAUGCAAAUUGCUGCUGAAUUGUUCGACUUUGAAUGAAGUGUACGCUUGGUUCGAUUUCUUUAUUACAAAGAUUGAACGUAAAAUACCAAAAAUGACUAAUGUGAACACGCAUAAUAUGCACAAACUUGUUAAUCGUGUAAAAAAAUUAUCAAAUAUAAAUUUGAAGCCGUAA
Rotaria socialis is the source of this 1467-nucleotide messenger RNA. The record is from the annotation of a GenBank genome assembly. NCBI's taxonomy places the organism in Eukaryota, Metazoa, Rotifera, Eurotatoria, Philodinida, Philodinidae.